Molecule: messenger RNA, 2622 nt
Organism: Solanum lycopersicum (tomato)
Lineage: Eukaryota; Viridiplantae; Streptophyta; Magnoliopsida; Solanales; Solanaceae
Product: protein decapping 5-like
Biological process (GO): cytoplasmic stress granule assembly; P-body assembly
Cellular component (GO): P-body
Molecular function (GO): mRNA binding
Source: RefSeq, a predicted model, not a curated record
GUGAGAUAGCAAGUAAGUUAGGAAAAAGACAAAAGGCAGAAAAAAAAAGUAUUAAAGGGAAGAGGAAAUAGAAUUCUCGUGUGAUUAGCUCUACUGUUUCUUUUAACACUGGGCAUAAGGAAGAAGAAGCGUCCAACCUCCACUCUUUGCCAGUUUCAGCACAAACAGAUUCCGCAAUGGCAACGGCGGCCUCUAAGGCAGCCGACUCCUACAUUGGGAGUCUUAUUUGCUUGAUCACAAAGUCUGAUAUACGCUAUGAAGGAUUCCUAUUUCAUCUUGAUGCUGCGGAAUCAACAAUCGGUCUUCGUAACGUGAAAUCUUAUGGGUCAGAAGGACGAAAGAAGGAUGGACCUCAGAUAUCUCCUAGUGACAAAAUAUACGAGUACAUUUUCUUCCGUGGUAGUGAUAUAAAGGAUCUGCAGGUUAUAUCUUCAGCAACCCCUCAAAGUACAGCAGUUGUUCCUGAUGAUCCUGCCAUAAUACAGACUCAUUUCCCUAAUCCAACACCACCAACCAUUGGCAUGACAUCUCCUGGUGCUGUACAAGUAGCAGAUGUUAGUACCAGUGCACCGUCCAUGCUCCCUGUUGCACCUUUCUUAUUGAAUCUGCCUCCAAAUCCGUUGCUACCAAGUUCUAACCUUUGGGGUUCAUCACUUCCUCCUCCGCCUGUAAAUAUCAGUGGGCCUGCUGUGCCUAAUUAUUGGCCAGGAUUAGUUGGGUCCUCAGGAGGAGUGUCUCAUUAUCAACAGCAACAGCAACAACAACGUUUUCCUCCACCACCACAAAGUUUGGUUGCAUCCCUUCCCAUUCAGCAGCAAGCGCAACACCAAAAUGUGAAUGCAUUAGCCGGAGGAUCUAGCUUGGCUGCACAACAUCACCCAUUGCUGCUGCCUAUUAGUACUACUUCCCCUAAUUUACUUCCUGCCAUGCCGUCUCCAUCUGGGCAAUCCAAUCCCAGGCAGCCUGCUAAACCGGCUUUUAAUUUGUUAUCUAUUCCAAUGCCAAAUGAUGCAUUCCGUACUCUUUCAACUGUAGCAGUGGAUUCUUGCCCAAGAACUGUGUCUUCUCUGGAAGCGGAACUUAAUGCCAAUGCUAAUCUGACUCCAGUGAGGAAAGAACCAAGUUCCGUCAUUAGCCCUUCCGGUUCUUUUCCAACAUUUUCGCAAACAGUGUCAUCUAUUGUAGACACAAAAGGUGCAUCUCUCAGCAAUCUGUCCAGACAAUCCCUCUUGACACCAGAGGUACAGUCAGGAGAGAAGGAUUCCUCAUCAUCUCAGUCAAUGAAAAAUCCAAACUUUGAUGUAUACACUGGUCAAGCAUCAGUAUCAGAACCUCUGCCAUCAGGGAGUACUGAGGAAACGCUGGAGUCAUUACCGAAAUCGCCAACUAAAAUAUUACGCGGAUCUACAUCAUCUCAUCACAAUAGAAGUUACUUUGCUCAGAGAAGAGAUGGGGCACAUCAAGACACAUCAUCCACUCAUCACAACAGUAGAGGACCCCCCGCACACAGAGGAAAUGUGCCAAAUGGAGGUCCUAUUUAUGCACAACAAAGUUACAGGAAAUAUGCAUCAGGAAGAGGAAAUGGGCUUAUUGGAGCUGCUCUACAUUCUCGUCAGAGUAAUAUGGGCAUGGGCAGAGGAAAAGUGCCAAAUGGUGUUCCUCAACACAAUCAUCGCAGCACAGGAAUCCAAUUCCGUGAUGGUGUUACUCAACACAAUCAUCGCAACACAGGAAUUCAAUUUCGGGAUGGUGUUCCUCAACACAAUCAUCGCAACACAGGAAGUCAUUUUCGGGGACGUGGAGCUAAGAAUCCCCUUGUGACUAAAAGAUUCUCCGAGGAUUUCGAUUUUGAGGCAAUGAAUGAAAAAUUCAAUAAGAAAGAGGUAUGGGAUUUUCUAGGCAGAAGUAACAAAGAUGAACCAGAUGAAGGAAUCGGGGAUGAGAAAGAGAUGGGUGAAAGUGACGCUGAGGAUACAACAGGGGAUCGAAGUGCAAAACAUGAUAAUAAGCCUGUCUAUUGUAAGGAGGACUUCUUUGAUUCUCUUUCUUGCCAUGCACUUGAUCGUGAAUCUGGGAAAGUGAAGUUCUCCGACCAAAGGAAAAAAGACGUCGAGACAUUUGGUGAGAUUCAGAAGAACCCAUGGGGUCGUAGUCAGAGAGCUCGCAUGUCAGGGGGGGUUCAACAAUCAUACCGUGGAAGAGGAUAUGACAAUGCACGUGGUGGGCGUGGCCAAGGAAGAACUGUUUGGGGUCGUGUCACUUGAAAAGAGCUUGUAUAUGUACCUGUGAAUGGUGUUCAGGAAGUAGACAUUACCCGGCAUUAUCUAGUAUUUAGUCAUAGUAAACUUGUAGUCAGGUUUAACUUGACGUUAUCGGUAGUUAUAUAUAAAAUAAAUAAAUGACAGAAGGGGGUAGAGUUUGCUGCUGAGCACCGUGGGUUAGGACUACUUAAAGAUGAGCUGUGUGUAGGACUUGAGUACGGUUAUUGUAAGAGUAUGUAAUCAGUCAGUGAGCUGAUUACCCUGAUACAUAAGCACUAGGAGAAACACGUAGUAAGUCUAGCUGCCUUGAAUAAAAUCUUUCAUGAACUUUUGUGAAUAACAAAUUAUCGACGUGAAAACA